AUGGCGCUCACCAAGCGAGACUCGCACGGCGGUCCCAUUGCCGUCGACAACAAGGCCGACCACCAUCUACGUCUUUCGCACGAGAAUGACUCUGCUGAUGAGAUCCUCGGAAAUCUCGGCUACAAGCCCGAGUUGGCGCGAAACCGGUCGACUUUCCAAGUUGCCUUCAUGUCUUUUGUGCUGGCGUCGAUUCCCUACGGUCUCGCCACUACCCUCGUAUACCCCAUAACUGGCGGCGGUCCCGUCGACAUUAUCUGGGGUUGGGUUGCCGUCUCGGCCAUCAUUGUCUGCGUCGCCGCGUCUCUGGGCGAAAUCACCAGUGUAUAUCCUACCGCCGGAGGCGUCUACUACCAGGCCUUUAUGCUUGCGCCUGCCAAGUGGCGUAGAAUUGCCAGUUGGAUUUGCGGCUGGGCAUACCUUGUCGGCAACAUCACCAUCACCUUGGCUGUCAACUUUGGCACCACCCUGUUCCUCGUCUCAUGCGUCAACGUGUUUGCGCAAGACGACGACCACCCCGUUCUCGAGGGCAAGCCUUACCAAGUUUUCCUCAUCUUCCUCGCCAUCACCCUUCUGUGCAAUGCCGUCUCUGCUCUCGGAAACAAGUGGCUGCCCUGGAUUGAUACUGCCGCCAUCUUUUGGACCUUUGCUGGUGUUAUUGCCAUCAUGGUGUGCGUGCUUGCCAUUGCCAAGAAUGGUCGCCACGAUGCCAAAUGGGUCUUUACCUACUUUGAGAACAACUCGGGUUGGCCCGAUGGGUGGUCAUACAUGGUCGGUCUAUUGCAUGCAGGAUAUGCCACCUCUUCGACUGGAAUGAUUAUCUCCAUGUGUGAAGAAGUGCAGCAUCCUGCGACUCAGGUCCCCAAGGCCAUGGUUGCUACGAUCGGCAUCAACACCAUUGCCGGCUUACUAUUCCUCAUUCCUCUUGUCUUCGUCCUUCCAGACCUCUCCGUGCUUGCCAGCCUUGCCUCUGGCCAACCGGUGCCGCCGAUCAUCAAGUCUGCGAUUGGAAACUCUGGCGGUGCUUUCGGACUCUUGUUCCCGCUCCUAGUUCUUGCCGUCAUUUGCGGUAUUGGAUGCACCACCGCCUCUUCCCGCUGUGCCUGGGCGUUUGCCCGUGAUGGUGCCGUUCCCGGAUCUAAGAUCUGGAUGAAGGUUAACCACUCCCUCGAUGUGCCCCUGAAUGCCAUGAUGCUCUGCAUGGCUGUUGAGAUUGUGCUCGGUCUGAUCUACUUUGGGUCUUCGGCCGCCUUCAAUGCCUUCUCUGGCGUGGGCGUCAUUUCACUUACUGCUUCGUACGCCUGCCCAAUAGUCAUCAGCCUGCUGAAUCGUCGCAAGGCCGUCCAGGACGCCCGAUUCUCGCUGGGCAGAUUCGGAUACGUCGCCAACAUCAUUGCCAUUGCUUGGUCUGCCCUUGCUCUCCCGCUCUUCUGCAUGCCUUCAGCCAUUCCGGUCCAGGCCACCACUGUCAACUAUGCUCCUGCAGUGUUCGUUGCCGCUGUCAGCAUUUCAGCUAUCUGGUACUGGGCCUGGGGUCACAAGAACUACGCCGGUCCGCCUGUACAUGGCGAGUAA
Metarhizium album ARSEF 1941 is the source of this 1572-nucleotide messenger RNA. Its product is annotated as Amino acid/polyamine transporter I. The transcript is spliced from 4 exons. NCBI's taxonomy places the organism in Eukaryota, Fungi, Ascomycota, Sordariomycetes, Hypocreales, Clavicipitaceae. Gene Ontology annotation, molecular function: transmembrane transporter activity. Bases 1 to 1572 code for a protein of 523 amino acids. Gene Ontology annotation, biological process: transmembrane transport; amino acid transport. Gene Ontology annotation, cellular component: membrane. The record is from RefSeq and is a predicted model, not a curated record.